CAAGACCGCGCGUAGACAAAACAGGACGAGGAAAAGCAAGAUGGCGUCUGAUAGAGAAAACGUUAUCGUGUUGACAAUAGUUAUGUGUGUUUAAUCAGCGCGUACAUGUCCAAAUAUAUGUUGUUUAUUGGAGUAAACAAUAUUUGUAAGUGUCCGGACACAUUAGUCUCAGUGCACUUUGUGCUAGUUAGCUUAGCUUAGCUUAGCUUGCUAGUUAGCUUAGCUUAGCUUGCUAGUUAGCUUAGGUUGCUAGUUAGCUUAGCUUAGCUUGCUAGUUAGCUUAGCUUGUUAGCUACUAACAAGUCACAAGUGUGAGAGUAAAGUGUUGUGAUUGUGUGAAAAUGUGCGAGAGAACGAUAGCAGAGUACGAGGAGGAACUUUGUCCAACAAAAGAGGAGAAGGAGCGACAACGUCAACUACUGGACGCUGUUUGCAAGAAACGCCAAGUUGUGUCACACAGAACAGACGUCCAGCAGCACACCCAUUUUAAAGAGGAAGAUUCACAUCCCCCUCAUGUAAAAGAGGAAGAGGAGGAGCCUCGGCCCCCCCACAUCAAAGAGGAAGAGGAUGAGGUCUGGAUCACUCAGGAGGAAGAGUGUCUUCUAGGACAGGAGGAGGCUGACCUGACCAGGUUUCCACUGACUGUGGUCUCUGUGAAGACCGAAGACCAUGGCCACAAACCACCUGAGUCCUCCCAGCUUGGUCCCAGUCCAAACGUCUGUGAAGAACAUAUCUCAGAGCAGCACGACUCGUUUUCCAGGAUGGAGCAGAAGGAGCGACAGCCCCCUCAAAUUAAAGAGGAAGAGGAGCCACAUUUCCCUCAAAUUAAAGAGGAAGAAGAGGAAUUACGGCCCCCUCACUUUAAAAAGGAAGGCGAGGAGCCAGAUCCCCCCCGAAUUAAAGAGAAUGACCCACAGCUCCCUCACAUAGAGGAGGAUGAGGAGCCACAACCCCCUCACAUUCAGGAGGAAAAUGUGGCACAGCAUCCUCCAAGCAUGACAACAGAAGCUGAUGGAGACCACUGUGGAGGAUCAUUAGCAGACAUAGCUCCACUAUCAGAUAGUGACAACACGACAUCUCACUCUCCUGACACUGAUGAUGAUGAUGAUGAAGUAGAUGAUGACACUGAUGAUGACGACUCUAAAGCUGGUAAGACGUGUCUCACCGACAACACACACUUGAAAUGCUCUCACUGUGACAAAACUUUUAACCACCGUGGUCAUCUGAAAACACACAUGAGAACGCACACCGGAGAAAAACCCUUUACCUGUUCAAGAUGCAACAAAAGCUUUUGCGAUCGAACAACCUUUGUAGUACACACGAGAACGCACACCGGAGAAAAACCAUUCAUGUGCUCAGUUUGCAGUAAAAGCUUCUCUCAGAAGACAAAUUUGAAAAUACACAUGAGAAUGCACACCGGUGAAAAACCUUUUAAAUGUUCAGUCUGUGGUAAAGGUUUUGGCCAAAGUCAUCAUUUUAAAAAUCACAUGAAAAUACACACCGGAGAGAAACCGUUUAAAUGUCGAGUCUGUGCUAAAGGUUUUAUACAAAAAGAUGACUUGAAAAUACACAUAAGAACGCACACUGGAGAACAACCAUUCAUGUGCUCAUUUUGUGGUAAAAGAUUCUCCCAGAGAGGGAAUUUCAGAAAACACACUAAAUUGCACACUGGCGACAAACCUUUUAAAUGUUCAGUGUGCGGUAAAGGUUUUACGCAAAAUCGUGAUCUGAAAGUACACAUGACAAUACACACCGGAGAGAAAGUGUGGAGUUGCAGUGUGUGUGAUGAAAGAUUCACUUAUAAGUACCAGUCUAAGAAACACAAGUGUGCUGGUGAGAACAGCAGCAGCAAAUGAAACUGCAGAAUGUAAAUAAACUGAUUGAUUUAUUAACAAUCACCACAUAUAUCAUGUGUGACAUCAUUGUUGUGUGUGUGUGUAACACCAUCUUGUUAACAUGCUUCUAACAUUUACAGAUGAGAUUUAUUUUGGAUUAGUGGUUUUGAUUCAGUCUAGUAUGUGCAUUAUAUUGAUAAACAUUUGUCUCUGAAAAGGUGUAAACUGAAGUUUCACUUUAUUUUGCUUACCUUGUUUUAUUCACUUUAAAAAACACCGGUAAGAAGAAGAGUGCAUCAAACUAAACGGGCAAGUUGGAGACAUCUUUUUGAGCAAACAGGAAGAAGAACGCCGGUUGGGGAGGUAUGGAGGAUGAUUAAAAAGAUGGGAGGAGAUGGAACAGAGUGGAGUAUUCCAAUUUUAAUGUAACUGGUCAAAUGAAUGAUGUGUCUCCUGAUGACUCUGCCAAGUGGAAGCAUGUAAAUAUUACAAAGAAGAGGACCUUGGCCUUGGACCCCUCAGGCGGUAC
Molecule: messenger RNA, 2364 nt
Organism: Nerophis lumbriciformis (worm pipefish)
Lineage: Eukaryota; Metazoa; Chordata; Actinopteri; Syngnathiformes; Syngnathidae
Biological process (GO): regulation of transcription by RNA polymerase II
Cellular component (GO): nucleus
Molecular function (GO): DNA-binding transcription factor activity, RNA polymerase II-specific
Source: RefSeq, a predicted model, not a curated record